AUGCCAGAUUCUGCGACGCGCGACUAUGGCACCGAGACUACUACCGCCACCACAGGAGUAGAGAAUGAUCCAUCACCAACGGUCGUCCCAUUCCGAUUCCUGGACCUGCCAACCGAGAUCAAAAGCCUUGUCUACCGUCUGACCUUCCGGGCUGCGAAACUCAGACAUGUAGCUGGAAUAGAUAGCUCCAGCACGACUCCGUACCAGCGAUCUGCCAAGGCAUCCAUCAUGCUCGCUUCGAAGUUAUGCUACGCAGAGGCCAAGCCUAUUCUGCUCCAGGCAGCCGACUUCUACAUCGGUCUCUCCGCCAAGUGGCUUUGGCAUUCGACCCACGAGCAAGAUCGAUGGCUCAGCUACGUCGAGUUCAGUACUUUGCGGCACAUCUCAAUCACCCUCCGCGGCGUCAACGAUCUGCCCGAAGCUGAGCGUCUGCGUCCGCUGAUCGCCAUGUUGCCUGAUCUUCAAAGCGUGACAUCCUAUCUCUCACCACCGUCACACGCAUAUGCAUUCGGCAAUGGACCCAUGGUCCUGGCUCAGUCAGACGGUUCGUUGGAUCCAGACAAUCUGAAGAAGUACGAAGACAUCGUCGAGUUUGGUUUUCAUCGCGCUCUUCACGGAGACCCAGGGAGACGAUUUGCGGGAGCGAACGACACCAAACCUGCAGAUCUACACGACCUUCUUGCAGCAUGGCAGGGCCGUGGGCGUUCCUUCGAGCCACAAUAG
Cyphellophora attinorum is the source of this 723-nucleotide messenger RNA. RefSeq lists its product as uncharacterized. The transcript has a single exon. Lineage: Eukaryota; Fungi; Ascomycota; Eurotiomycetes; Chaetothyriales; Cyphellophoraceae. Bases 1 to 723 code for a protein of 240 amino acids. The record is from RefSeq and is a predicted model, not a curated record.